Messenger RNA from Cylicostephanus goldi, 558 nucleotides. The record is from the annotation of a GenBank genome assembly. Lineage: Eukaryota; Metazoa; Nematoda; Chromadorea; Rhabditida; Strongylidae.
AUGAUCAGGACCGUGGUUCUUGUUUUGCUCAGCGCUAUUGUAUGUAGCGCAACAGUCAGACGUCAGCAUCAUCCUUAUCACUGGUAUAAUGAUGAUGACGAAUAUUACGAUCAUCAUGUGCAACAUCAUCAUCAUCGCAGUCCAAGUUUCCUGAAGGGUCUGUCAGCAGACACUAAGAAAGAAUAUUAUAACAUUCUAAGAAAAGCCAAUGAAACGGUUGCUCAGCAAAAACAAGAAAUUUUGGCUUGGGCUGCGAAACACAACCUUACGGAUAAAGUGAAAAAAUUCGACGACGACUUGAAAAAACACCAGAUGGAAGUAAAGAAGAAUGUCACUGACGUACUGACUGCGUUACCUAAAAUCCAUGAACAAUUUCUAAAGAUUGUAGAGGAUGAGAAUCAAACGCACAAUCAGAUGAGACAUAAAAUUGAGGAAUUGGCAAGAAAUCACACCAAGGAAUUUGAUGCUCUCAUGUAUAUCUCGACUCAUCUACAUGUGCACCAUCGUCAUCAUCAUAAGCGACAUGUGAAAAAGCAUCAUAAGAAACAUAGUACGUGA